AUGUCCUCCUCCGACAAAUCCUACACAAAAUCCGAAGUCGCCAAACACAACAAAGACAAAGACAUGCUCAUCAUCGUCGACGACUCUGUCUACGACGUCGGCGAGUUCGUCAACGAACACCCCGGCGGCGCGAAGAUUUUGAAGCGUGUGGCGGGGAAGGAUGCAAGCAAGCAGUUUUGGAAAUAUCACAAUGAGAGUGUGUUGAAGAAGUAUGCGCCGAAGUUGAGGGUUGGGAAGGUGAAGGAGGAGGCGAAGUUGUGA
Messenger RNA from Lithohypha guttulata, 261 nucleotides. RefSeq lists its product as uncharacterized. The record is from RefSeq and is a predicted model, not a curated record. Gene Ontology annotation, cellular component: membrane; intracellular membrane-bounded organelle. Lineage: Eukaryota; Fungi; Ascomycota; Eurotiomycetes; Chaetothyriales; Trichomeriaceae. The transcript has a single exon. Gene Ontology annotation, molecular function: heme binding. The coding region runs from base 1 to 261 and encodes 86 amino acids.